Messenger RNA from Spirometra erinaceieuropaei, 19140 nucleotides. Lineage: Eukaryota; Metazoa; Platyhelminthes; Cestoda; Diphyllobothriidea; Diphyllobothriidae. The record is from the annotation of a GenBank genome assembly.
AUGGAGCACCAAGGUCCGUGUCAUCCAUCUGCGCCCCCCACACCUUCGGCCUUCUUAACUCUGCUUCGACAUCGGGUCCAGGUGGAGGAGGGGGAAGAGGAGGAGGAGGAGGAGGAGGAGGAAGGGGUGCGUCAGGCGCUGCGCAAGUCCGCUAACACUACAAGCCAACUCGUGUACAAGUCGCCGUGUCUGCCCUACUCUUGCUGUGGAGCACACGGUGGACCUCGCCAGGCACGAUGGUCGAACUGUCGGGUAUGAGGGCAGCGCCUCACAUACAUAGAAAAGGAUCAUGCUGAUGGAAGCCGGCGUACGCGCAACUGGGUCUUCGCACUGAAAUCACGCCAAUGCCUCUAAAAGACUGUUGGUAGGACGGGGGACUGUGGACUCCUCCUCCUCCUCUUCGUAUUUCAGAUGCUACUGAGCUAAACUCCAGGCGGUUUAGGGUUAGAGUUAUAAGGAUUAGUGCUGGGAUGGGAGGUCAAGUUAGGACACGAGAAUUUGGCGCAAGGCCACCUGUCGUCCGGAGGGCUCUUCACUCCCGCAUCCGACCUAGCACUUCCACGUACAUCCUCCUGCCUCCCGUCAAUUGAAACAGUAAGAAGGAGUGUAGAUUAAGGAAAGUGCCCGUGCCAGAUUCCGACAAAAAUGUGGCAGAAAGCGCGCCACGCUAGAUGAAAUGGAUGGAGAAUAUUUGCUACAUUUCAUGAAGCGCUGAUUUUUACUACUUCACGCUCGUAGGCAUGAAGCCAAGCCCCCAGUUACUUUCCGCACUGUGCGUGCUCAUCCCAAACGACAGACUUCAAAGGAAGCCAAGUAAAGCCCAAGAAGGAACAUUAACUAGUGCGUACCUCUAAGGGUUGAAGUUGGUUUUCGUGAAAGCAGAAGGUCAGAAUGUAAGUAAGGAAGUGGGCGACAAGAUUUCCUUUCUCAUCAUCGCAAAUAACGGCCUCUCCUGACUUAACUUAUCGUGAUGUGGACUUGUUUCAUUUUGGACAUUUCUUCAUAAGGUUCUCUUUCAUGCUCUCCGAGCAGACCGGUAAAUACCACUGCAGAUUGGCAACUGCAGCCGACGAAAUGGUGAACCCGGUAAUCCGCUGGAGCUUAAAUGCCCAACAAAUCACUGGAUCCGCCUUCAAACCGAGGGAAUAUUUGAAUUUUAGGGUUUCCUUAUCACUAGCCAGUGGCGGCCUGAAAAACAGAGAUGGUAAUUCAAAUGUCUUUCACUUGUGCUCAAGUGUCAGACUCACCGACCUUUAACAUAGCAGGUCAACCUCCGCAUCGCUUGCUUGCUUCAUGUUCAGGACGUUGGGCAUCUGGAAUAUCAACUUUUUUCACCCAUUGGGUUUUCUUACUGUCGUUUUUGACAACGAUCGGGUGAAGGCCCCCCAAACACACAUGACUAGCUAAAAGUGCUUGUCUUGCGGGAAAGGUGGUAAAAGGGAUUUUACGGGCGGGGCCUAUGUAUGCAUAGAUGAAUGACAAAAUAAGUAUAAAUAAUUGGUAAAUUUGUUUUUUCGGACGGAAAAGUUUUUAUGCAUUGACAUAUGGCAACGAAAAUUACGUAGGACAGUUAAAAAAUUGGCAUUUAAUGUCUACAGCUAAGAUUAUUGCAGAUAAUCCAUCAGACUGUCUACAACGAUCGUUUCUCAACUCUCCGAGCUGAGAUCAUUGUACAUAAUGCACCAGACCGUCUACAACAGAAGACGCAACCUUGUACGAUGAAACGUCAAACCGAAAUAACCGUGCUGGACUAAAAACCACUUAAAUAAGUAUAGUAUGUAUACUUUGUAGGCCACAGAUGAUUGGGGGCCUUAACCCGAUUCUUACCUCGUUUGUACUGAGGGCUCGUAAGAUAUAGGUUGGCAGUUCGUGAGAACAGGCUUAUUAACACCCCACCUUGUCCGCAACAUUUUAAAAUAAUAAGUUGCGUCCUAGCAGGUUCUUAGAGUUUUACUGGUGGCUAGCGCAAAGUGUUUUGGAUGGAGCUUUCGGUAUUCCUUCCCUUCUUCUAUCGGAGAAAGUCGCAGACAACAUAAUUCAAACGACAAGCACGCCUCGCUGGCAGGGUUAGUAUAAUUCUCAAGUGUUAAUGCCUUGCUCUUGUAGUAUGUCACUUCGCAAAUACUACUGUGUCAGCGUAAACCGAAAACGGGGUCAAAACUUUGUAGACUCAUAUGAUUUUUUUUAUCAGAUCGACGUGUCUCCCAUAGGCUAAUCCCUACCAAACACGAAGGGAAGGAACGCACCCAUGUAUAUGUCCUGUGGAGACUGAAGUAAUACGGACGUUUGGCGAUUGUUAAUUUUAUCAGAGGUUUUAUUCAGUUGAGGGCCCUGAACUGAUCUAUCAUGGCUGCGGCACAAGAAUGAGUAUUUCUAAAAGUCCAUAGCCCACAUAGGCGUUCACAUGAUGACUAACAAAAAAGGAUCGGGGAGUGUUUAACGACAAAUGCCCAAAUACACAAAUGUCCAUUUCUGGCAUAUUUCUCGUCAUCAGCCAUCGGUGUCCGAUCUCGGACUGCACACGUGAGCUUCAAAUUUAGGUGAAAUUACUCACUCCGUCCCGCAGUCAAGGAGAAUCUACGCGUGCCAUCCUCCUGAUCUCAACCGACAAGUCGCGAGUUCGGUAGGGCGGUGUCGUGAGUGUUACUUGAUGUCUAACUUAGUAGGAAUUUGAAUAGCUGGUAUGCAGACCAGGACUGGGGCAUCAGAGUUUCAUAACGGUUAAUAAGUCAAGAGAAAGUCUUUCUAGUGCUUCUAUUUUUGACGGUAAAUACUUCUCAAAGCUCUGCUUGUAAGCAAUUGGCUUCUAAAAUUUAAUUCAAUUGCAUGCUUCUGCACCUUAGAGCCUGCCGAAGAGUAUCUCCUAAACGCAGGUAUUUUAUUAACGGCACUGCAUCAAAGGAUGUGGAAACGCACAAACAUCUGGUCAUGCAGACAACUGUAAAUUCGAUGUCGUCAGGACAUUGUAAGGAGGUGGUUCAGAGAGCAACGAGUACUUUUCACUGGAUCAGAUCUGUGUUUAAAGUAUUUCCUUGUGAACAUUUCAGAAAAAUCUUCGGCAUUUUCGUGAGAUCCCAUUUGGACUACGAAAUGCCAGCUUGGACGCCGAGGAUGAGGAAAGUUACUGGUCUCCUCCAGUAGGUGAAAAUCAGAACAACGAAGAUGGUCGAUGGUCUUAAGGAUUUAGCGCACGAGAGUAGGUUGAAAUAGCCUGACUUAGUUCCCCUAUCAAGCAGGAGCUUAGGGUGUAGCCUACAUUGGACGUUCCGAAUUUUCCGCGGUUAUGGUUGCUCGCUGAGACCGGAGACAAUUGUUUGAGCUUGCAUGCAAAACACACCUAUGUGGUCCUAAGUACAAGGUCAGAAGCGAACGCACACAACUAGACGGCCGAAAAGUUUUCUUCAGCCCAGCAACUGUUGCUUCUAAGAGAAAGCUUGCUUGCAAAAUUGUCAACAAAACGUGCCUUUUACAACCUGAUUAUUUACGGCCAGCCUUGUAGACACUUCGUGCUCGGACAUCCCUCCGCACUGAUUUACACUGAACAGCAAUAAUCAUUUCGAAUUGUGUUCUAUUUUGACUCGAACACAUACUAAAUGUUUGCGGUCGUAUACUGACUGUAAACAUGAGAAAUCUACAAACAAAUUAAUGCGACCUACAAGAGCGCUGCCUUUCAGUAUACAUACGCAUAUAUACUCUCUGUCAUUAAUGAAAAAAGUAUGAAUGGAAUGAAUAAAUAUCAUUUGCGCUAAGCCAUCCUUGACUGCGAUUUUACUACUCAUGCCUACGUUGAUGAGUAUUUAGGCCCAGCCAGCAGUCCUCACAUCUCCCCGCAUAUGGCGAAGAUAUUGCUGCAGACGUGUUGAGUGCAGUGCAGCAACAAAAUGAAUGGAAUGGCGAAAAAACAGCAGCAUGAAACUGGCAGUGCAAAGAUGACAGUCCACAAAAGUAUUCGUGGUAAACGGCAAUACUGCGAAUUAUUUUUGAUGAAAACGUUGAUUUUCAAGAAGUGCUAGGCAUGAAUCAGUGUGACAUUAAAAUUGAACUAAACAGAACAGUACGACAAGCGCUUAAGGCAGCUUCUUUUUUCAAUAUAUUUGAGGGAAAUAGGCUUAGUUUUCGGAUUUCCCAUUUGCACCUAAAAAUCUAAACAAAUUGGCAAUAACAUGAAGACAUUCUAGUAACAAAUGAACGCAGACACCGGUUCGCAUAGGGCACUGGUGUUUAUGGUUACAAAGUUACGUAGUCCGCUUGAUGGUGUAACAUAUGUCUGUCAAGCCGAUAUUUAAAGCUCUCCAAAGACUGAGACAUUACGACCGCCUCAGGCCGGUUCUUCUACAGUUCGAUUACACGGUUGGGGAAAAAUACUUUCUCACAUUCAAGCUUCCCUUAGGGAAACGUAGUUUGAAUGGAUGUCCGCGGAAGUUAUUUGUAGUAGCGAGUCGGAAAAAGUCGUCUGACCAAUUAUCCGUCGCUUCUUGGCGACGUUUACAAUCACGGUGAUAGUUUUCACUGCCCACAGGAAAUCCGUCUUUUUGAACCGUCGAUUUUUGUUCUACAUGCUGGAAAAGUCCGCAUGAACCAAGUAAUUACGGAAUUCAGCUUGGUUGCCCGCUAACUGCUCUACCACAACGUCCCAUAUUUCACUUAAAAGCCUCUCGAAUGUGACACCGACAAUGACGUACAGUGUAGGCGAUUCAAGUUACUUGUUAUGACAACAAGCACUCAUUGAGUUUUCUGUGACAGGUUUCGAGAACUCAGAAAACUCCGCCGUUGUUUCUGGUGGAGAAGACGAGUGUAAAUUCAUGGGACUACGGUUGAUGCGCGAAUUGAGAAGUGAGCUAUUAUUUGUGUUUUUCUUUAUAGUCAUCAUGCGUGGAUCAGUGUUAGAGGGAUUUCUACAAAUGUGACACAUCACAUGAAAAGAAACCACGAGUUUCUCAACUCUGGUCCUGUUCAUGCUCUCGUCCGAGGCGGUGAUCGUCUGCCCGCUGAUUCGCGAACGUACUCCAGCGGCGUUAACGGCCUGAACCACUGAAUGCCACAGCAGACUGCAACAAACUUAAACGGUUGGCAGUUCAUUUAAAGUGAGGUCGUGAAGUUUGGGUAGUUGCAUCCAAAGAACCAGCUACCCCGAACGACAUUUGAAGUUCUUCCCAGAUCGGCGAGAACCUAACAAACGGAUGCAUUCCCCUGUCAACGAAUUGAUCUACAACUAGGCAGGGCUGAGUUAAGUUCAGCUUAUUGAGGGAAAUAGGCAACGUAAAAAAAUUUGUUGUAUGCAGAAAAAUGUUCUGGGCAGAAAUAGUUCAAUCAAGCCCAUAAUGGUAGGACAAAAUGGGGACGAGUUACAGGAGUGAGCUCUAUUUCUAAUCGCUCUUGGUCAUUUGGGAACAUAAAUAUGCAAAGAUUAUUUUUAAAACUUUGUAUAGAUGGUAACAUCCCAAAAUCCGUGGGUUCAUAGGAACAAUUGCGCGAUCUCAACUAGCAAUUUAGUUCAGUAUAUCUGAGGGAAUUUGAGCGUCCAACUUUGAACUCUCCGUAUGUUGCGAUUAGUCAAAAUAUAAUGAGGAAUUCAGAAAAAGAAACGCUAAACACUGCAGAAAAAUGGCCAGAACCCUGCAGAGCCACGGCCUAUUAGAAGUGUUAACAACAUUGACAUGUUAGUGCGCAGAACAGUAUUCAAUUCAAAUAACUAUGCUCUGGGAGAAUUGCAAAAUGUCACUUAACAUCACGCGCCCAGGUGCAUAGCGGUGAUCUCUUACAAUAUAGGGAAGGCGGAAAAUUAAGCCUCAGAAAGGAGUGCCCCUGAAAUCUGCAUCGUAGUACCUCUGUAGUGGCUCUAGUCCGGCCACCAGUGGCAAAACUUCGCCACUCCAGAUCACUUACAUGUCAAGUGUCGGUAAUCGUUUGAUAAUAGUCUUGCAUUUCUCGCCGCCAGCGCGAAAUUUCAUUUAGUACAUAGAUCACUACGUCCACUGCUCCAUGUUCAAAUCUGUCACAACGAAACACUUAACAGCCUUCAAAACUGACUUCGCUGUUACUUAUUUCCUCAUUCAAGCAUGUCUCUGUCAAUAGAUUUAUGUGAUGUUCCUGUUAGAGGCUAGUAAUUUGAGUUUAUCUAGUUUGUUGAAAAGACCAUGACCGUGCAACAGACUUCUAGACAGCGACCACUAAUGCUCAUAGUAAUCUCGAAUGUGGCGUGCCUCAGGACAGCAUGCCUGAGACAUUUUUCCACCUCGAUAGUCACGAAACGAUAAAGCCCGCCAUGUGCCACAUGAAGUGAGUGCGACACCGGUGAGGUGGUUUGUAGUGUCAUUAGACCUGUGCAGCACCUGACACGCCCUUUCCUCCCUCAUCCAACUGGGCCUUGUGCCAGGACAAAGAGAGGACGUAUGUUGAUAAAUCAUUAGUAACAGGUACACCAACAUAUUUUAAUGCUUGGGGAGUAUUGCGGCCUACCGAAACGUUUUGCUUCUACUGGUUUGCCUCGCAUAAUAUUUUUGGUUUCGGCACUGCAACUUAAUCCUCCUCCCCGUAUUACGAGUGGUCAUGCCUCAAAUUCUGAGGAAGUUCUAGUUCGGUCAGGGUUCCUAUUAGAGUUAGGGUUAAUGUAAGAUUUAGCCUUAGGGCUAGGUAGGUUAGGAACAGGGUUAUGGUCAGUACCAGGGUUAGGUCAAAGCGUGGAGUUAAGAUAAUGUUCGAAGGUAGGACAGAGAAAUACAAAACCUUGGAAUUUUACGCGAGACAAUCUGUUCUACUCGGGAGUCCGUAUUCUUGAGUUCCAUCGUUCUUGUUCCAAGACUUUUAAGAUGACUAAUAAUACAACUAGUAAAAUACGGGAUUCAGUCCCCUAUCUUGAUUUUUACAGUCCCUUCCUCCAAACCCUAUAUCAAGUGGUAUACAGUUGAGUCCUGAUUUGAGAACCACAUCCUAUUACUCCUGGAGUAUUCCAGAAAUUGAUCUUAAGUUCUUGUGAAUUUUUCGUAUAUAUUCCUGACUUAACGCUUAUAUUAGCUGCAGUCAAAGUGUUUUUAUAUUCACGCAACCUAAAACUCACAUAUGCAUCUAACGAACACCCAGUAGCCAGCAUGCACUGAAUAACCGAAACUGAUUUUUUAAAAGUCUACUGAAAGAAAGGACUCAAUGGCAGAUGCCGCUCUCAAAGACAAGAUGCCAUCUCCUGAUUUUUUUCAACAAAAACUUCUCCCACACACUUUUCGGCGAUCACGAAAUAAGGGGACCAUUAUCAAUAAACGGCCUAGGUCUGAGCUAUACACAUGUAUUUACUCUAUCCACCACGCUUAACAAAUUUCCCCAGAAGCCAUUCGUUCAUGUGUAUUCUUCUGUAAAAUUUUCAUCUUAAAUACACUAAAAACGCACUUUUAUGAAGUGUACGCUCUACUUUUCCUAUGUUAUUAUAUCACUUUUCUUUAGCAUAGUGCUAUCGGAUGACCAAAAGAAACAGGGAGGUAUUCAGCGACGCUUGAUUAGGUCUUCGGCUAAACGCGACGGCUUACACGACUCAUACGCAUAGUUAUGCAAUAAAUACAGCCGUAGACUUCUACGGGUCAAGAGACUCCAAACUGAUUUCAAUAUCUUGUUUAGUCCGUCUGACCCGGAUAUGAUCAAAAUGGAUAUGCUAACAAGCCAAAGAGGUCCCCAGGACACUAACAAUAACGAAGAUGCCACUAGAAUUCAAAAAUUCAGGAAUUUCUGUUCGUCAAGAUGUGUAGCUAUAUGCAAUACCUGCAAAAAUAUCAUCCGACAAAAUCGAGGCCUAAUGGAACUUGAAAUAUAAACCAAUAAAUUUCUAACAAAUUAUGAUAUAGGUAUAUUUUUGAAUUUCACAGGACACUUUUGAGCCGUUUUUGUAGCGCAUAAUUUGGACUACAAGGGAUCUGAUGACGCCAACCACAGGAUAAACAUUAAAUUCUAAACCUAAGGACAUUUAAAUAUGACAUAAACAGGAGAAUUGCAUAAACAGGCCGUAAAUAGUAGUAUCUCCUCUUUUUUUUCUUGUUUCAUAAAUUAACCUUUCAUGCGUAAAAACGUUUUCAGCAACAUAUACUAACAUACCUUCAAUAAACCGAUACAAACUGGUUGCCUGCAAGGCUAGAUAUGACAAUACUAAUCCACCCAAAAUAUCCUAUUAUCAGAGAGAACAUACUGACUGAUACAACAUAAUUUUUCGUAGGUUUGAAAGAAAGUUACCGCUGAACAUUUUCUCCUCUCGUUACAUAUUCAUCCUUUCAGCUAUAAGUCCAAAUAACUCUACAUAAACCAUAGUAAUCAACGGUGUUGAAAGACAGGAAUCUGCACUGACUUUUACAACGCACCGCGGGUCUGACAGAGUUCUGUAAGUGGAUUUAAGUUACUUUUUUGGGGAAAUUAAGGGAGAGAACGGCGUAGCCGCAUGUCGGCAAAUAUGGUCGUUGUCCUCUACUUUCUUACCGCUGACAUCUUUUCCGCUCUCGCAAGCCGCCUGCUUUCUCUUUAUCGUCACCAAAUCCCCAUGGUCUUCUUUUAAACAAAUAAAUAAUUUUUAUUCGAGACCCUUGGGGGUCCUGCCAUUGCAAGUUAUAAUGGAUUUUCAUGAGAAUUUUGGGACAGAUAGACAAAAUCUGUACAAUACUAGAUUCAUAGUUAUUGAAUAAGUAGUCCGCUACGAAAAAUGAUGGGCGGGCAGCGAAAAAACCAUUAUCGAAUAAACGAAAUGAAUAUUGCUGGAUUAACAUUAUAGGAGGAAAAAACUGUCUCUCAUGAAAGGAUAAAAAGCGGGCAGAACCGGCCUGCAUGUGGCAGUGUAUAACGGAUCUCAUAAAGGGGUAGGUAAACGGAGGACAGGACUGGCCUGCGUGCGAUAUUGAGUAAAACGUUUGAAACGGACGUAGUUGAUGCCCAGUUCACCGCUGAUAGCUUCAAUUAUUUCCUGCCCCAAACGUUCAUUGAAGACUCUACCACUCCGCUUCCGACCAUCCAACCAUUGUCCGGGGCAGUUCUAGAAACAAUAACUUUCACUCAGUGGGAUGUGACUGUUGCGAUUCGGCGUCUUCGUCAAUCUUAUAGUCCAGGACCAGGUGGUGUCCCAGUAAGCAUUUUAAAAGCCGAUGCAAACACGAUCUUCCCAUCCCUCUUAUGCAAGAUAUUUAAUCUUGCUCUUGAAACUGAAACUUAUCCUACCAUUCCUAAGCACGGCAAAUCUACAUCAUUAGAUGACUUUCGACCAAUAAACACCCUCCCUGCAGUUUCGAAGAUCUUAGAGACAUUGAUCAAAGAGAAGAUGAUGUGUCACUUAACAGUGAAUAACUUACUGAGUGCUGCUCAGCAUGGAUUCCUCAAAGCUCGAUCUUGUGACACCUGUCAACUCUCUUUCUUUGACUAUGUUCUCCAAUCUAGGGACCAUGGUUUGCACUUUACACAGUAUAUUUCGAUUUCACUAUAGCUUUUGAUCGUGUUGACCAUGCUCUUCUUCUCUUAAAACUGUCCUCUUUCGGAAUAGGUGGCAAACUUUUGAAUUUUAUAUCCACUUAUUUGGGCACUCGUACGCAACAAGUUAAGAUUUCCAAUACCAUCUCUAAUCCCACACGUGUGUGGAGUGGAGUCAUUCAGAGCAGUGUACUCGGCCCACUUCUAUUUUGCCUUUUCGUUAAUGAUGUACCCGAUUUAUUUCAGAAUGAUAAGCCUUUCAUGCAUGCCGAUGAUCUGAAAGUUGCAUAUCGAUAUAAGCCGGCAGAUCAUGACAUCGUGCUCGAGCUCCUUAAGAGCGAUCUACAUACUUUCGCCCAGUGCUGCCGCACAUGGCGCCUUUCUCUUUCUUGGCAUAAGUGCUCAGUCAUGGUGGUUGGCGACGACCGCCAACCUCAACUAAGUAUUGAAGGUCACGCAAUAAAUGUGCCCAGGGUUAUAAAGGAUCUGGGCAUAUCAUACUCCAAGAGUCUCAAUCUCUCGGAGCACUGUGCCUUGAUAGUCUCCAAAGCACGUAGAACGACCGGGUUUAUCCUCCAAAACUUUAAAACUAGGGACAUCAGAACGCGCCUUUACAACAUGUACGUUAGACCUGGUCUGGAAUACUGUUCGUUUUUAUUAAGCCUCAUGCGUGCUACUGAGCGGAAGAAAAUAGAAUCCGUUCAAUACUUUUUUACCAAGAGAAUUUUAGCCGCGGAACACCGACAUUUGUCUUACAAAGAUCGUUGCCGGCUUAGAGGCCCUGAUCCUUUAUGGUUCCGCAGAUUACAAAAGAGACUAUUUCUGCUAUUUAAACUCUUAUAUAAUCACACAUUUAACCCACUGACCUCUUUAAGACAUCAUAUCCACCCACGACGUAACAGUCACCGUGAGGUCUUUUUAUUUCUGCCUCUGGCACGUACUGUUAAAUAUAGUCAGUUUAAGUCAGUUUAUUAAGGGAAUGGGGCUUUCGCCCUUGAGCUCCCUAUUCAUAUCGAUAAACAGAAAUAAAGUCAUCAAUUACAUCAGCAAAUGCGAAAAGUUAAGAAGUUAGCGGUAAGUGUGAGCUAGGCGCAAACUGCCGCCGCUAAAACAAUCAUUAUUAUAUGUACAGUAGGUUCUCAACAAAUGAGCGUCUAGUCUGCACUUAAAGGAUUUGACACUUUCAGAACGAAGGACGGCUUCAGGGAGUCCAUUCCAUGCCCCGAUGACCCUGUGAGAGAAGGCGUUCCGUCGGACGUCCGAAUGAGCCCGCUUCCUUUGCAGUUUGAACGGAUGACCACGCAGACGGUCAGUCCGGGCCAAUUCAAAGAAUUCAUCAAAGUCUAGGGCACACACACGGCUUCUGACAAUCCUGUGGGUUUGAAUGAGAUCGCCGCGCAGUUGCCUGUAAUUAAGAGAAAACAGAUUUAGUUCGGUCAGCCUGGUUUCGUAAGGCAAAUGAUAAAGAUUCUUGACCAUCUUCGUAGCCAUCGCCUCUACUCUUUCCAGUCGUUGAUAAUCUUUCUUCAACCACGGUCGCCAGGCCUGGACUGCAUACUCUAAGUGAGACCGGACGACUGCCCCAUAGGUUUUUCCGAACAGCUGUUUAUCGAUCUGUACAAAUCCGCGCCUUAGCGUCGGUUCUAUUCUGUAAAUGCUAUUGCUUUUUGGAAUAAACUACCCGUGACUGUGAAAACUCUGCAAAAUUAUCCUUUAUUUAAUAGAACUAUUACCCGAUAGUUGCAUUCAGAAAAGCUCCCACAAAUUUUGGGUGCGGAAUUCACUGAUGGACUCUACCGUAGCGAUGGCGCUUGUGGUCCCUAAACACUAUGGCCGGUCUCACCAGCUGUUCCUCAACGUCCCUACUUUGACUAUCCCCAACUUUAUGAAAGGAAUUGACGUCUGAUAAUCUCCGAUACCGUGCAACCCCGCCCUCCCUUCUUGACGGUCGAACACCUACCACCAGCAGUUUUUUUCUUCUGAACCCCCCAAACCAUAAAAACCACCAUCAACUAGAUAUUUUUUUACCUCAGGAGUUUUUUUUCACUGCUGGUCGGAUUUGUGUUUAAUCGCUUCCCUUGACAAUGCCUGUAAACUGGCAUUAAAUAAAUUAUUAUUAUUAUAAUCAGGGCAGAAUUCAUAUGUCGGAUGAGGCCAUUCACGUCAAAGUGGCGAGACGAGAGGAACCCAGACGCGAUUGAUCACAGUCCGCUUCGAGUCCAGCCGAGAAGUGAGGAAGGGAGGUACGACCAAACUACUAGUAGGCGGCGAACACAGAGGGUUCCGCCAAGAACGUAGACGGAUCGCCUAGGACUGAAAUGAAGAGAUAACCUCAAAAGCCGUAGAAAUCAACGAUUGGCGUUGGGGGUUUUAAAUCGCGGAUUCCAGAGUGGAAUUCUGAUGUGUCGGCGAUCAGCGAAACCGAGGCGGCUUACAGCGUGCACGUCAACCUAUCCAAGCUAUUUCUUUGCGAGAAUUUGUCAGAAAGUAUAUGGUAUUCUGUGAGGGGCACGAUGCAGGAACUGAAAAAUCGAAAAAAUCGACAUUGUUGAUGAAGGGUCCCAGGAAGCGAUACUACACACGGAAGAAGUAAAUGUGAGCGGAGGCGGCAAUUUAAAAGCGGAGUCCUCAAUUCCCGGUUAGUCUAACGUUUCCAUGGCCAGAGAACUAUCCCGAGGGCUUUGUCUAGCCGAAUAGGUGUUGUUUUUAGACUUUCCACCCUUGCAUUGGUGGCAUCGGAGAGACCAUGGGACGCAAGCACACAGCACGCCCAGACAUCAAAUCUGACAGCGCUGAGGACAGUGCUGCGUCUCAGGAGGGGACUGUGUAUUGGCACAACCGCCCUGAAAGUGCGGAUCAAAAGUGGAAAUGGCGUUAACACGUGUAGGGCAGGAUGGCUGAUCCCCUUUCCUCGUAACCUUUGACUUUCUCUUCCGCCGAAACUCACAACAACGUUAUCUGCUCUCCUAGUUCGGCAAUGUUUAUGGCCCGCUCCUUCAUUCACACACAGCGCCACACUCCCCACCCGGUAGUCCACUUGACAUAAACAGGGCGCCGCUCACUCCAGAGUGGUCAUUAGUAUAUGCGACGCCAUGUUUCCUUGUACAACUGAAGUAUAUCUCUUUCCUUAAUGCAUUAUGAAUUUCAUAGGUUUUGAACUCUUUCUCCUACAAAGUCCAUACAUGCGUGUUUGAUGUUGCGCUCAACAAGUUUGUCCAACGCUUACAUAACCGAGAAACUCUCGCGAGUUUUAUUCAACAGUGUGCGUCGUCCCCAUGUCUUCUGUUGCUAAACUUCGUCCCCGCUUUUGUUUGCGCGCGUAGGCAGACUAGGCAAGACGAGUACCUUUUCUAAGAAUUCCAAUAUCAGAUCGUGACAAAAGCGAACUUCAGUUCAGCCUUGUCAGUCUUAAACAACUAAAUUAAAGAUGAUUUUCUGGCUGUAACAUUCUUAAACUUCGGCGGCAGAAACCUCACAUAGUGACAGGACACGUCUGCUUAUAUAAGCAACACUUGGUCGCUUGUCAGAUGUCUAAGUUCCCGGAUAAUACAACUGUAACGCACCGCCGACUCCCUAUAUUAUAUUCAUCAACGUUUCGGUGUUACCUUUAAGCAAGCGCAGGUUCUUGAACCCCGGUAACACCGCCGCGCUUUAGUCGCGCUCUCACCACUUUUAUUAACCGUAUCAAUUUUAUGUGUUUUCGUCCCAAACCUGCAGUCUGCGUCUCUUUCACUGAAAACUUUUGAGUAGGGGGUUUUCAUAUAUUUAUUUUAUGUUUUCCGAGUACUUUUCUCGUCGAUCAAGCGUCCGCUGUACCGCUGCAGGGACUACAGUCGUUAACCACCUUCACCCUAACCAUCCUCCCUGAUUUUAAGUCAGUUUAAGUCAGUUUAUUAAGGGAAUGGGGCUUUCGCCCUUGAGCUCCCUAUUCAUGUCGAUAAACAGAAAUAAAGUCAUCAAUUACAUCAGCAAAUGCGAAAAGUUAAGAAGUUAGCGGUAAGUGUGAGCCAGGCGCAAACUGCCGCCGCUAAAACAAUCAUGAUUGUAUGUACAGUAGGUUCUCAACAAAUGAGCGUCUAGUCUGCACUUAAAGGAUUUAACACUUUCGGAAAGAACGACGGAAUCAGGGAGUCCAUUCCAUGCCCCGAUGACCCUGUGAGAGAAGGCGUUCCGUCGGACGUCCGAAUUAGCCCGCUUCCUUUGCAGUUUGAACGGAUGACCACGCAGACGGUCAGUCCGGGCCAAUUCAAAGAAUUCAUCAAAAUCUAGGGCACACUCUCGGCUUCUGACAAUCCUGUAGGUUUGAAUGAGAUCGCCACGCAGUUGCCUGUAAUUUAGAGGAAACAGAUUUAGUUCAGUCAGCCUGGUUUCGUAAGGCAAAUGAUGAAGAUUCUUGACCAUCUUCGUAGCCAUCGCCUGUACUCUUUCCAGUCUUUGAUAAUCUUUCUGUAACCACGGUCGCCAGGCCUGGACUGCAUACUCUAAGUGAGACCGGACGAAUGCCCCAUAGGUGUUUCCGAACAGCUCCUUGUCGAUCUGCACAAAUCCUCGCCUCAGCGCAAAUAACACCCUUAUCGCACUUUUGGCUGCCCUUUGACACUGUGAAGAUGGUUUCAGCGAGGAGGUCAUUAGGACUCCCAGGUCUUUCUGUUCCACAACAUUUGAAAGGGACUGACCACCAAGGACAUAUUGAAAGGAAUCGUCCUCCUUACUGGUCUGUCUGGUGCGGAGUCUCAGGACCACACAUUUGUCCACAUUAAAAUUGAGGAGCCAGCGAGCUGACCAACUGUUCAGGCGGUUGAGACUGUCUUGAAGCGCGUACCUGUCUGCAUCAGAUCUGAUGGGUCUCCACAGCUUAACAUCGUCAGCAAACAUGAUGGCGCUGCAUCCCAGGUCGUCGACGCAGUCGUUAAUGUAAACCAGGAAUAGCAACGGCCCUAAGACGGAGCCCUGGGGUACACCACUUAAAACGGGAGUCGGAGUUGACCUUGAGGCCUCAACGCACACGGUUUGCGAUCUCCCGUUAAGAAAAUCUGUUAUCCAUGUCAGCAGCGUUCCUCUUAUUCCAAUUUCAGAUUAGGCGUUUGUGUGGGACGCUGUCGAACGCCUUCUUAAAGUCGGUGUAUAUGACAUCAACCCUCCCAUCCUCAUCCAGUGCGCGAGUCCACUGCUCCGUCGAGAGCAAUAAACUGGAAAGACACGAGCGGUUCUGUCUAAAGCCGUGCUGCAGGUCUGAGAUUAAAUGGCCCUGCUCCAGGAACUCCAUAGUUGCUUUCUUAACUAUGGCCUCCAUUAUUUUACAGCAGAUGCAGGUUAGACUAACAGGCCGGUAAUUGUUAGCAUUAGUGCGAGCCCCGCCCUUGUAUAUCGGAAAGAUAUUUGCUGUCUUCCAUUCCGAUGGCAACCUCCCUAAUUCGAAUGACGAGCGGAAGAUGUGCGCCAGUGGUUUGGAAAGUUCAUUCGCCAGUUCCUUCAAGAAUUUGGCCGGUAUAUUGUCCGGACCCGAGGACUUUGCUUCUUUGAGAUUUUUCAGCUCCCUUUCCACGGCAGCUGCCGGGAAGAGUAUGGAGUCAAGCACGGGACCAACAGUCUCAAGAGCAUUGCCGGUACUGCGACAGCGAAAAUCAGUUUCUCUAGUAAAAACGGAGGCAAAAUACUGUCCUAAGUGUUCGGCUUUCUCGUUGUUCUCAAUGAUCUCUACACCAUUAUCAUCAUUCAGCACCGCGACCGGGUCUUUAUUUUUCAGUCUACUGUUCAGAUAGUGAAAUAAAAUCUUAGGCUUCUGUUCAGCCUGUCGUAUAAUUUUGGAUUCAUACUCCUUCCGUGCCUGACGGAUACAUUUUUUGACGGCGUUUCGUUGACGACGAAAUUCUUCGAAAUGCGCUGGUGACGCAGUUUCCCUGAAUAUUUUCCAUCUUUUGCUUUUCUUCCGUAGCUGCUUAUUUAGGUCCCUAGUUAACCAAGCAGGUCGACUAGUUGUUUUUUGUACUUUAGGUGGACAACAGCGCCUAAUCAGAUCGAGUGAAAUCGUUUUAAAAGAUCUCCAGUCGUCCUCCGGAUCUCCCCUGAAUAUUUGGUCCCAAUUCACGGACAGCAAUUCGUUCUUCAUCAUAUUAAAAUCUGCCUUCCAUAUAUUAGGUUAGCCCUCUGUUCUCUUCUGGCGUUUAGAGAAGAGCGAGUAAUCCCAUAAUAGCGUGGUAUGGUCACUUUUCCCGAGAGGUGCAUUGGAAUACACUUCGUCGAUAUUAGAGAAGUCCUUAAUGAAAACUAGGUCUAGACAAUUUGCUCUCUGGUUCUCUCGAAAUCUUGUUGGUACCUUCACAUGUUGCGCCACUGAAUUCCAAUGCCUGAGUUGGAUGGGAAGACUUAUGGCUUUAAGUAUAAAAAUGAUCAGAUAUUCAGGAUUCUUUCAUUCGCAUGAAACCACUUGUGACUUUACGAAAUGAUCGAGUGACUUGUUUGACUUUGCCUUAUUUUUUGUCAAUUUUUCAAGUCAAGAUCGCUGCUUUUGAUUCUCAAACUUGGUCUUGAGUUUUGCGCAGGCUCGGAUGUAUUAUGGUUGCUGAGCAACGGUUAUUGAGUCAUGUCAUAAUAGAAACUAAAAAAUGUACAUUCCUUUGGCGUUUGGCAUUCGUUAAAGCCAAGAGCUCUUGACGUAAGGCGUAAGCUUGGCAGCAGACUUUACAUCAGUUCAGUUCAGUUUAUUGAGGGAAAUAGGCUUAAGCCUUUGAGUACCCUACUUGCAACGUAAAAAAUGUGUGCUGUACCGAUUCGAACAAAGAUACUCUAUCCUAGUCAUUCGUCCUACCCAACAACCAUAUUUCCUGGCUUACAAACUGCUAAUUUGGGUUAACUCGUCUAUUUAACUGCCUACGUCUGACCAACACAUGUUAUAGACCUAUCGCAAGGAGUUCUAAAUAAUGGGACUGCUUGUAAUCCCAUCCCUUGCGUUUGCAGCGUCGGAGAUAAAGCCUAGGUGAAUCUCACCCUGUUGGGAGACUGACGUGCCUUAGCCCUCGCCCCACGUCGGGGCUAAAAACGACAAUCUAGACACUUUGUAGAAUACGUGUGUCGUGUCUUUGUCUGCCACUGUAACCCUAUGACCUAAACUGCUUGACCAGCACAGUGGGAACACCCCAGUUUCUGCGAAUGCUCGAUGGUUUGCUAUCGAGUUUUUUUAAGGUGUGGAGUUUUCCGCUUCUCUAACUUCGCUUUUCCUCACUUGACCAGCCUAAUGCCCCCUACAUUAAGAAUCCCCCGCUCCACUUUAUCUCCUUCGCGUUCUGUCUAACGUCGGCGAUCUUUUUAGGCCUAAACUAACCAUAGGAUGUUGCAAAAUCAUUUCUGGCUGAGACUAGUGUCUGCUUCGCGGUUCACCGUGCCUGCGUCCAUCUGUCUUCCUGGCGCAUCUUCCUGCCAGACCUACAGAGGCUUCGCAACCCGCAAAACACCACAACCUCACAAGACCGUGACCUCCCGGUUGACGGGGAAGAAGACUAAGCUUUGGGAUCUAUACAAUGAGGUCGUGUACCCGCCUCGUCCUUCGUCAACUGAGCAUGAGUCUGAUUGCCCGAAUUCUGAACGCCGGCCUGCCGAGGUCACCAUCUCAAAAGAAAAUAUCCUGUAUAGCCAGAAGAAGCUGUGGCUCUUAGCUUUUAUGGUAAAUGCCUUUGACAUGCUGUAGGCAUUUUACUGUUGACGUUCCCACAAACAAACCUUGGAUACUUCUUCAAGAUGCCACCGACAGAGUUACCAGCCAAAAGGCCGGACACGUGUCGCCAAUUUUGUUGUUUCUUGAUAACUGAAAAUCAUAGGUAUUUGUUCUUAUUUAUAUCAGUAUGAAAUCCAAACAACACGUCUGGCGGGUGCUUGGGCUGCAUGGCCGUCCCGAGGGCCUUGAACCAAUGCAGAAACCAUCAAACCUUCAAGUGUUUCAAGCUUUAAGUUGAAUCCUUUGUUGAUAAAUCACAAGAAUCUAUAUUAUUAAGUCAGUAGAUUUGACAUUAGUUGCUCCCUAGGGUCAGACUUGUUUACGUCGGCCAUUGAACACUUCCGCCUAAAUGUUAAGUGUACUUAUUGUUUUGGACUUUGUCGCCGUUUGUUUGUGGUAAAUUGGCUCUUAGGUUCACUUGGACUCUCCCGACCUCAUUGCCUUGCUCAGACUCCUGCAGCAAUCUUAGGAAUUAAUAUACUUCUUAAUUGGGAUUCUUAUGGCCCCUUUCUGCGAUCUGCUAUUAGCAGCAUAUUCAUACUUGCACCCCUGCCCUCUUUCUAUCGUUUUUUUACCGGCAGACCCACCUCUCGAGUGUAGUUCCAUUGGUUUUAGAAACUGUGAUGCGUUGCGCCUAUCUCCACCUUUUCGGCGUAUUUCAGAUUCGCGGCUUGUCUGUAGACGAGGCCUUUCAACAACUUGGAUUUCGCCCUGAAAAGGGUGCCCGCAUUUUGGAGGAAGCUCUUGAAGCGGCCGUCGAGAAGGCAGUGAAAGAACAGGACGUUGAGUUUUGCACCGAACUGUGGGUUGGUAUGUCCUCGUCGCCAUAAUUAAUAUUGUUAUCUCCAGCAUCAGCCGGGGAAGCUAGUAAAACGGUAACUACUGGAGUUAUCACACAUCAUCAUCAUUACAAAUGUUAAGACAGAACGUUGUUAAGUAGACGGCACCUCAUGACUCUGAUAAACAGUCACUAAAGAUAGUCCGCCCGUCAUCUGCCAACCUCAUUCCUUUACAUUAUGAACAGACCAAGUCAUAUCGUCUCCCCGUACGGCGUCUAUGGCUGCAGCUUGGAGCGUGUCGGAUUGGUAGUUCGCUGUAGCAGCUGCAAGGCCUGGGUCCGCGCACGCUGCUCUCAUUUAUUAAUUCCCUUGCUUCGCUCUGUCACAGCUCGACUCCUGUCUCUACCCCACCUGCUCAGCAUCUCGGCAGUCAUUAUUUCCUGUCCGCUGAUAGCUACGAAGACACUCUAACUUACCCUCCCCUCCCCUAACAUACGUCUAGAGCUAAGGAAGGACAUGUACGGCACCUCCACACCUACCUUACUACCGAAUAUCAAAGCCCUCAUCAUCAUCAUCUAAAUCAAAAACACAACCUCUUGAACAUUGGUAAAUUGUGAUCAACCGAUUUUGCAGUAACACAAAUUGCCGCAUUCUAAUUACUUUCCUGGCCACUUUUCCUGUUGACGGUUGUUCUUGAUCAUGGGGUUUGGUAAACCUGGCGUCGGUGCGGUGUGGCUCAGCUAUCACCGGAUUUCGAGAAAAAAUAAUUUGUGGUGGCGUCAACAAGGUACUACUACUUCGUCUUCGGCUUGAAUGACUUUAUAGUGUUCCAGGCCGACUUGUAGGAGGCCUCCUGCUUCUCUCCUAGGACAGACAACUGAAUUCCAUCAUACUGAGCGUUCAAGUUGUUCCAGCCUGUAAUGUGUCCAAUUUUGUCAUCCGUCUCUAGAGAAGGCUCUAGUUCUGCGCGGCAUGGGUGUGCCGGCCAUUCACAAGGGCCUCCGCACUGCUGUCUCCUACUCCACCUACCACUACGCCGAUCUCUUCCUUCGCCUGCGUGAAGGCAAGCCGCCACCCCUUUAUCAUCCCUACCGGGUUCGGCCCUCUUGGGUGCCCACGCAUAACUGCCCCGCUGAUGGGCUUCCCGGCUGGAGCAGUCCACAGGACACCCUGGAGAUCGAGUUGCGCAGACUGCGGCGACGGCGGAUUCCUGGGGAGCUGUGA